Messenger RNA from Paraglomus occultum, 471 nucleotides. The record is from the annotation of a GenBank genome assembly. NCBI's taxonomy places the organism in Eukaryota, Fungi, Glomeromycota, Glomeromycetes, Paraglomerales, Paraglomeraceae.
AUGGUACUUCUAUUCUCUUUUACAACGGGGACGCCUGCUUCAACCACAGCGCCAUCAGAUACAAAUCCAACGUCAUCUUUACCUACCACACCAUCACCUUCGACGUUAUCUUCCACGUUACCUCCCACAACCCCUUUAUCCGCUCAAGACGCAUGUUUUAAAUUUGAUCUUAUCUUCAACAAAUGCCUCCUCCAUCUUGGGUUGAAGAAAAUUGAGUUGAUAAAACUCUGUAGAGAAGGUCAUGUGUUGAUUAAGCGUUGUGUGCUGAGUACGACUGGUGACGAUCCAACAAAAUUACCCCUUUUCGAUAAAAGAUGUUCCGACGAACUUAUGGAAUGGAUUAAACGCGUGAUACUCGUGUUAAUAGCCUUGAUAAUCGCAAUUAUAACAAUAAUACUUAAGAUUUGUUUUAAGUGUGUAAGAAAUGGUGGUAUCAAAAUAGGAGAUGGCGCGAUUUCUCUUCUAAAAUAA